Molecule: messenger RNA, 459 nt
Organism: Pelmatolapia mariae (spotted tilapia)
Lineage: Eukaryota; Metazoa; Chordata; Actinopteri; Cichliformes; Cichlidae
Product: peroxisomal succinyl-coenzyme A thioesterase-like
Exons: 3
Coding region: 1-459 (152 amino acids)
Biological process (GO): fatty acid metabolic process; acyl-CoA metabolic process
Molecular function (GO): fatty acyl-CoA hydrolase activity
Source: RefSeq, a predicted model, not a curated record
AUGGUCGUGUCCAAAUUCAUGGGCUGCAUCCUCCUGAGGACCAGGCCUUUGCGGUCUACGUGGGCCGGGUCCUCAGAAGGUCAGGUGGGCAGUAAAGGAGUUGGCAUAGUAGCAAGAUCAAAGGGAGCAGACCUUGCACUCUCACUUGCUACUUUUGUGCCAGGUGUCGAGGCUGCAGUAUGCAUCAACGGCAACAGUGCCAAUAUGGUGGAAAGACUGAAGCGUCAUGGAAAGGAGAACUUUGAGAGUGUGUCUUACCCUGGAGCUGGACACUUGCUGGAGCCACCUUAUGAACCCUUCUGCCCUUCAUCUGCACAUGGAGUUCUUAGCUAUAUAGCCUCAUGGGGAGGUGAACCCAAGGCACACGCAGCAGCUGAGGUCCACCUGUGGAAGAAGAUCCAGGAGUUCUUCAGAACUCACCUGAGUUGUGAUGCUGCACAGACAAAAGCCAAGUUAUAA